AUGCGUUUCUCUCGCGUGGUACCAUUCAUCCCGUUGGCUUCCGCCUUGGUGAUUACCGAAGCGGAGGUCUUCGAAAAGCUACCUAAAUCCAACAGGCAAAUCGAAAACGCCAAGUUGUCGGGGAAGGAGCUUCUUGACAACGCCCAAGAGGUUCUCGACGACACCUUCAACAAGGUCAAGGAGAGCGCACAGGGCAUCUACAGCCGGAUCCACGACGCUGGUGCCAAUGUUGAAUCGUGGUUAGAAGGCUCGUCGUUCGACGACGCUACUAUUAACUUUGGUGGCGGUGAGGACCACCCUCCCCAUCACCCACCUCACCACGGGCCCCCUCAUCACGGCGGACCUCACCACUCACCUCACGAUGGCGAAGACAAGCCCAACAGGACAGUAUACGAGCUCAUCAAUGAGAGCAAGUACACCACUAAGCUUGCUAAGCUGAUCAACAAGUACGAUGACCUCGUCGAGACACUGAACAGCACAAAGGCCAACUACACCAUCUUUGCCCCUACGGAUGAGGCUUUUGAAAAGAUCCCCGACCAUGGAAAGCACCCCUCAAAGGAGGUACUCAAGGACAUUCUUCUGUACCAUGUUAGCCCUGAUUUCUACCCCGCCGGCCGUGUUCUCCAUAGCUACACCAUCCCGACUUUGUUCGAGCCCGAGAAGCUUGGCCACAAGCAGCGCCUGACCGUUCGUGUCACUCUUAAGGGCCCCACUAUCAACUUCUAUAGCAAGCUUGUUGCUGUCAACAUCUUCGGCACCAACGGUGUCGUCCACGGCGUCGAUUCUAUUCUCGUCCCUCCCCCUAAGGUUGCCUCCAUCAUCGAGCUUCUCCCCGGCGAGUUCAGCACUCUUGAGCUUGCCCUACAAAAGACCGGCAUGUUCGAGAAGAUCAACAACACCGACUAUCCUCACGAGGGCGGCACCUUGUUUGCACCCUCCAACUUUGCCUUCCAAAAGCUUGGUCCCAAGAUCAACGCCUUCCUUUUCAGCACCUACGGUCAGAAGUACCUGAAGGCACUGCUGAAGUACCACAUCGUGGUCAACCAGACCCUCUACACUGACGCCUUCUACGACGCCAGCAAGAAGCACAGCGACGACGACGACGAGAAGUCCGCUGAUCGCCCGCCAUACUACCACUACGACUUGCCCACUGUGCUCGACGGCAAGUACUUGGCUGUUGACGUUGCAAGAUACGGACCGUUCGUGUCGAUCCGCAUCAACGGGUUUACGCGCGUCACCGUCCACGACGGCGUUGCCAGCGACGGUGUUAUCCAGGUCGUCUCAGACGUCUUGAUCCCGCCCAAGAACGCCAAUGGCGAGCAGGUCAUGUGGCAGGGUGAGGAGCUCAGCGUUGAGGAGUUCAAGCAGCGCCUUGAGCCUUUUGCCGGUGAGAACAUCGAAUUGUAG
Ascochyta rabiei is the source of this 1407-nucleotide messenger RNA. RefSeq lists its product as uncharacterized. The transcript has a single exon. NCBI's taxonomy places the organism in Eukaryota, Fungi, Ascomycota, Dothideomycetes, Pleosporales, Didymellaceae. Gene Ontology annotation, biological process: macroautophagy. Bases 1 to 1407 code for a protein of 468 amino acids. The record is from RefSeq and is a predicted model, not a curated record. Gene Ontology annotation, cellular component: fungal-type vacuole membrane.